UCUAUGGUCUGUACGCUUAUCGACAAUGAAAAUGGCGUCAGAAAAUGAUCAAAACUCAAGUGGACCCACGAGCGUAGUAUGUUUAAUGUAAGGUGUUAGCAUGCUCUGAUACCUAUGCAUACGAUAUAUUCGACAUCUGGCCCAUUUGCUAUAUUAUGAGGUAUUMUUACUCUCGAGAUCGUGCUUUUAAACAAAACAGAGUGUUGCUGUUGUCGAAAGGCAGCGCGCCCGUCUCAUCAUGACAUCUUAGGCUCCUCGCAGCUGGUUUCCGGUGUCUUCUCUUUAUCUAGAAUGGCCCGUAUAUAAUAUUAGAAACAUAUUGAAGGAUGGAUAAAGAAGAACGGAAUUACUGCUGCUUGGUAUUACUGCUUAACAGAGUAGGCCCGGUAAAGUUACGCAAAUUUUUCAUAGAUCAAUGGAAUUCUCUUGGUGGUUUUGUUCCAUGGAGUGACUGUCAUCAGARUGGUGUGGACUUGCUGACUAAGUACAAACCACUUGAUUAUGAAAAAGACAAAGUCCGGUCUGGUGACACUACCACAUGGGAUUUAUCUCUCUUUGUCAAAGUUCUACUGAAGUCCACACCUCCGUUUGUGAUCGACAAAGAUUUAGUUGAUGGCUUGAAUUCKUUGAAGGAAACAAGAAACACGCUUUGCCACACAGCAAAUGGCAAGAUUAAAUCUGCUGAGUUUACUCAACUUUAUAGYGAUGCAUGCAGUGCAUUAUUGUUAGUGGGUGCGUCAACUGAGGAAUUCAAGAAGAUUGAGGAUGAUGUUAAGAAUCUGGYAUGGAAUGAGCUGUUUUCUCUGGUUGAGAAGUGUGCAGAUCAAGAAAGAGAUAUUCAACAAGGACUGGGUACAAUAAGCAGCAGACUGGGUGAGUUAAAAAAAGCACAUGAGAAGCUCUCGGAAGGCCAAUCAGGUUUACAAGAAGAAGUGAAGGUUCUUAAACAAGUCUUCCAGAAAGGAUUUGACGACCAAAAGCAAGAUAAAAAGGAGGUUCUAACAGAAAUUGAAAACUUACACAGACUAUCAAAAUCCUUAGUCUCAGUGUCAAGUGAAGAUCUGGAGUUGUAUUCCGUUAAUCUGAAGGAAGCGAUAACACGGCGAACAGAUUUCAUGCCGAAAAAAAUAGAUCAAACUACUGUGAAAACCGACGAUAUUUUCACRAAUUUGACUCUUCACCAUGGAGAACYAAAAGAAAGCMUUCGCCAAARCAGAGCUCAGAACGUCKAUCAGCGUGCUCGUAAAACGGUGACAAAAAUAAAGCAGUGCUGUGARAUUUUUGUUGACGAUARCGGAGGAAAGAAUCCSAAGUCAAUUUUGGUCUCUGGUGAACCGGGUAUCGGAAAAACWCUGUUUUCUCAGAAAAUCAUGAGAGACUGGUCAACGGAUAUCUUAUCGAUACCUGAAAUCGAGUUCACUUACAUCAUAACAUUUAGACAACUUGGUCUGCUUGGCAACAAAGAGCUCACUCUCCAAGAACUGCUGAAUCAAUCCCCUCUACUGAACGAAAAGACCAUGGUAACCGAGGAAAUCAUGGCGUACAUUAUCCAGCAUCCAGAGAAAAUACUUGUUGUUCUUGAUGGCUUUGAUGAAUACAAAGACCGCAACAGUGUAACCAGUGACUUUGAAGAGKACUUUCCUAAUGAUUUAAAAAUCAAGAUGCCAGUAGCUGCCCUGGUCAGCAAACUAAUUCAAAAAAAGGUCUUGAGCGAUUCUCUCACCAUGAUCACAUCAAGACCUAGYGAAGCCGACGCCUUGGACCAAAAGAUCCAUUUUCAGCGCUAUGUCGAGAUUACGGGAUUCUCAAAAUCCCAGGUCAUUGACUAUGUUGAAAGGUAUUUCAAAUGUAAACCAGAAAAAGUAAGAAAGAUGGCAGUCAGCAAAGUUAAAGGAUCACCGCACCACAUAUCAUUUGGUCGCGCGCCAUUCCGUUGUUUUCUAAUGUGCAUCUUCAUCGAGUGGGAACUGGAAAUCAACACCAAACGCAAUGAUUCAGAUAAUCAAAUAUCGGACGAAUGCACAGAGAAUUUCAAACGCAAUGAUUCAGCUCCUGCAACACUUACAUUGUUUUAUCAGAAAGUUAUCAAAUGCAUCGAAAGAAAUUAUAAUAGAGCAAUACGUAGUUUAGAUGAAAAAGCAGCUUUGGUGGCUGUUGGCCAAACACUCGAUAAUUUUGCUCAAUUAGCGGCAGAUCUAGCUCAGCAAAAUAGAUUUUGUUUUACAUCAGAAGAUUUAAAUAAUUUUGACUCAAGAGAAAAGGAAUUUCUAGUUUCUAGCAGUCUUAUAUCUUGCUUUCCAGUUUCCAGUAAUUUGCCUUUUCAAAAACCAACUUGUGAAUAUAACUUCGCACACUACACAAUUCAAGAAUUUUUUGUUGCUUGGUAUUUUGUGAAGAAGGGUGUAAUGGCGGCACAAGAAAGCACUGAAAUGGUGUACACAUUCAUGAGUGGAUUGUUAGGUUUAAAUGGCACUGACAAAUCUGACAAAUUAAUGUUAGAACUACUAAAGUGUCUAGGGAAACAUGCGAGAAGUGAAAAUAGGYUAAGGUUAGCCUCAUUGAGAUGCCUUUACGAAUAUGGCCGAGACAAAMGUUUGGCAAGGCAAGUCCUGACUGAAAACCGUGACAACAGAUAUUGGAAUAUUUAUGGAUGGAUUGGAUUAGGUWACGUAGCCGACUCGGAUUGUGGUGCGAUCGCUAUGUUGGUAGAAUCCACUGCUACAUCAUCAACCACAUCACCACCACACAGACUGGACAUUGAUGACUCAUCGCUAACCUGCUAUGGAUUAGACAUUUUGCUACCAUCUCUUAGUUCACCAUACUGUAAAAUAACGGAACUGUCGCUGAUAGCUGMAUUGGAUGAUAAUGGUGCAAUGUAUUUGAGUCAACAUUUGCCAAAAACCAAGUUGACUGASCUGAACCUGUACGGUAAUAAAACAAUAUCUGAUGAUGGAUGGAAUCACAUAGUGAAUAGCUUACCCAGCAAUCUACUCUGCUUAAAUCUGAGUGGUAACAAAAUAUCCGAUGCUGUAGUAAAUCACAUCGCGAACCGCUUACCAAACAGUCUAACCAAGUUGUACCUGUCUGAUAAUCAAAUAUCGGACGAAUGCACAGAGAAUUUCAAACAAUUCUGUAAGGAUAAAUAUCCUGGUCUUGCUUUAGUAAUAUAAAUAAAUMAAUCUGGAAAGACACAAGUAAAAAAUGCUAAAAAAUCAAAUUGGUACUGCAUUAGAAAAAAGAUAUUUAUUAUCACUGCAUGUAUAUUAACUUUUGAAGUUAAAACAAUUAGUUUUCUCUCGUUUUU
Messenger RNA from Exaiptasia diaphana, 3304 nucleotides. Its product is annotated as NACHT, LRR and PYD domains-containing protein 3. The transcript has 8 exons. NCBI's taxonomy places the organism in Eukaryota, Metazoa, Cnidaria, Anthozoa, Actiniaria, Aiptasiidae. The record is from RefSeq and is a predicted model, not a curated record. Bases 327 to 3170 code for a protein of 947 amino acids. Gene Ontology annotation, molecular function: protein binding.